CAGAAGACCGCAGUUGCUUUUGGGUGUGCUGGCUCUGGAGAAUUUAUGUGCCGGUUGUCGCUACGAGAAGAGAUAAAUGCAUGCAAUUGCACCAUAAAGAGAAGGAGGAAAAGAAAAAGGAAAAAAGGAGAGGAAAUUACACCAUAAAAGAAGACGGAGAAGAAAAGGAGAAGGAAGAAGAGGUAAUCUUUACAUUAUGCAGACAACGUAAAAGUAGGAUAUUUACUUCGGCGUCUGAAACACAACUUCAAAAAAUUCAAAAGUGCUUACGUGAGACGACACAGUGAGGCGGAAAGUGAGAGCUUUUAAGUGACAUAAAAGAAGCGACGGGAUAUUGAGAGAAAUCCAUCAUAACAAGGGAAAGAUAAUCCCGGGAAAACAAAGAUAAGAUUGCCACGAGUGAGACAAACAGAGGAAACAAAGACUGCAAGUGCCCAGUGCCAUGAAGAUAGCACGGACGCUCUUUGGCCCCCGUGCCCCAGACGGCUACUCGGACGGCACAACUCAGGUCCAUGUCGACACAGCUGUGGAUGAGGAUGAGAAUGACGAGGUGUUCCUCCCGGAUGCGCCAGAAGGGCUGACGACAGGCAUCAGCAUUGGCAGAAGUUGUGGGGGCGUGACAGAGCCCUGCAUUGGGGGUCCCUUCUCGGCCAUCACCCCUUCCAUGUGGCCCCAGGACAUUCUCCUGAAGCUGUCACAGCAGGACCAGCAUAUUGAUCCCAACCAUCAGCCAGAUUAUAGGUUUGAUGAGUUUGGCUUUCGUGUAGAGGAGGAGGAUGGCCCUGAACAGAGUAGUAAGAAGCUACUGAGUCAGCCAUUUGUUGAGGAUCCGCAGCACAGAUUGCAGUGGAUAGCAUACCUGGAAUUUAGCCACAGCGAUGAGGUCGGGGAGUUGACCUGGGACCACGUGGAUGUGCGGCUCCCAAGGACGGAUAAGUUGAGGGGAAUGGUCAAGAAUGGGGUCCCUCACUCCCUACGGCCGCAGUUGUGGCUGAGGCUCUCGGGUGCCCUUCAGAAGCAGCAGCAGUCAGACAUAUCUUAUCGAGAUGUGGUGAAAGCAUCGAGCAAUGAUGCCCUCAUGACUAGUAAACAAAUAGAAAAGGACCUCUUGCGCACUAUGCCCACCAAUGCAUGCUUUUCGCAACUCACUUCUACGGGCAUUCCACGACUGCGACGGGUUUUGAGGGCCCUUGCCUGGCUCUACCCUGAUAUUGGGUAUUGCCAAGGUACGGGGAUGAUUGCUGCAUCUCUACUGCUUUUCUUAGAAGAGGAGGAAGCUUUCUGGGUCAUGUGUACUAUAGUGGAGGAUCUGCUGCCUGCUUCCUACUACUCCUCCACUCUGCUGGGUGUACAAGCAGAUCAGCGUGUGUUGGCUGCCCUGGUGUCUACCUAUCUGCCUGGAGUGGAGUCUGUAGUACGAGAACAUGACAUUGAACUCUCUCUCAUCACCUUGCAUUGGUAUGUGACCCUUUUUGCCUCAGUGCUUCAUAUGAAGAUCCUCCUGAGGGUGUGGGACCUGUUCUUCCUGGAUGGAUCCAUUGUCCUUUUCCAGGUCACUCUGGCCAUGCUGAAGAUUAAGGAGGCAGAGCUCCGUAGCCUUGAGAAUUCAGCACAGAUAUUCAAUGCACUCUCAGAUAUUCCAGGGGAUAUUGAUGAUGUUGAUUGCUUGUUUAAGGUAAUGGAUAAUGUAUGUGGGAGCUUAACAGAUGUAAUGGUUGAGACCCACCGUCGACGCCACCUUGCAUAUCUCAUGGCUGAUCAUGGUGCACUUAUCAACCCAGAUCACUCUACAAACCUCCCCAAGCAGCAGCUGAACAGGCGACAAGUUAGCAAGAGUAAAUCUAUGCUGGAGUUGAUAUUAUUUGGUGAAGACUGUAGCAAUGAUGACCUUCGUAACAAAAAUAUCCGCCAGACUGAGUUGCUUGUAGAUCUGCGCGAGGCAAUUCUACAAGUAGGCAGGCAUUUUCAGAGUGUUGAGCCAGCCUUCAGUUCAGUGUCCCUCACUCCAGACUAUUCCUUGGAGUCUCAUGCACAUGACUUACCUGAGUUUUUAGCAACAGCAAGAUCCAGACACAGAAGAGCAAAGGCAUUACUUGAUUUUGAACGCCAUGAUGAUGACGAGUUGGGUUUCCGUAAGAAUGACAUCAUUACUAUUAUAUCCCAGCGUGAUGAGCACUGCUGGAUAGGAGAACUGAAUGGAUUGAGAGGCUGGUUUCCUGCAAAGUUUGUAGAAGUGUUGGAUGAGCGUAGCAAGGAAUACAGCAGAGCAGGUGAUGAUGCUAUUAAUGCUAUUGUAACUGAUCUUGUGCGUGGGACUCUGUGCCCAGCCAUCAAGGCAAUAUUGCAACAUGGAAUGCAGCGCACGUCUCUCUUAGGAGGCCCUUGUCAUCCCUGGCUGUUUAUUGAAGAAGCUGCGGCAAGGGAAGUAGAGAGAGAUUUCUCAUCGGUAUAUUCGCGCUUAGUGCUGUGCAGGACAUUCAGGCUCGAUGAAGAUGGCAAAGUCCUCACUCCAGAAGAGUUGCUGUAUCGAUGUGUGCAAGCCAUUAAUGUAAGCCACGAUGCAGUCCAUGCACAAAUGGAUGUUAAACUUCGGUCCCUGGUCUGCUUAGGACUAAAUGAGCAGGUGUUGCAUCUCUGGCUGGAGGUCCUGUGUUCGAGCGCCGAUGUCGUAGAGCGAUGGUAUCAGCCCUGGUCUUUCCUGAAGUCCCCCGGCUGGGUGCAGAUCAAGUGCGAACUGCGAGUGCUGGCACAGUUCCCUUUCACGCUGAACCCAGACUGGGAACUGCCCCCUCCCCCCAACCAGGAUCAGAGGCCGCUGCGAGAGGGCGUGCGGGACAUGCUCGUCAAACACCAUCUCUUCUCUUGGGACCUGUAGCAUUGGUAGUCCUUUUUUUAGAACUGACUUUAAAAGUCGAUUUGGAGUUUGGAAGUAUUUUUAUAGUCUGAUUACAUUUUAGAGAAAUGAAAUGCCAUUCUGUGAAAUGAAAUGUCAUACUUACAAAUUACAUACCACAUUUUUUUUUUUUUUUUAUGAUUCUCAUAAAACAUGAUUGUCGCAUUGAACAUCUACUUGCUUGUAAAAAAAAAAUAAUAAUAAUAGAUCUGAAAAAGUGGAGGCAAAUUUUCUUUAUAUUCUUUGCAGUGUUUGAUUCAACUCCCUUUUCCUUUAGACAGUGUUAAGGAAACUACUCCAGGUACUUUUCAUUUAUCAUCCUUGUUAGUAGAAGAUUAAUAUUGUUAUUAUAUUUUUUUCUAUACAGCAGCACAGUAUUAUAUGGUAGAACACUCAUAACAUAUUAUCUCUAAGACUCCUUGUACAGUUUUAAUCUUAAGAGUACACAUCAUCAAGCAUUCUUAGUGUACAUCAGUCAUUCAUGUGCCAUGUCAUAUGCUGCAGAAAUAGAGUCAUUUACUCUUUACUGAUAUAAAUGUUAUCUCUUUCUUGACAUUUAUUGAAAGCUUUAGUUUCAUUCAUUAGCUACUCACAUAAUGCAGGGGAAUUAAAGUGCAUCUGGGUGAGAGUAUUUCUGAACACUUGCCACACUUAUGGGCAAACUUAGAGGUAAAUGAGCUCAUGCAUCAAUCAGGAAUCUUCAUAAUUCUAACUAUUUUUGAACUGAUUAUUUUGCAAGAAGGAACAUAUUUUUAAUAGUUUCAUUCAUUAGGACAUUUUUAGAAAUGGAAAUGAUUUUUAUUUGAUAAUUUGUAAAAUAUUAUAGAUCCUGAGAGUUAUCAUGUGGAUUAUGAUGCCAGAAUUCAUUGGUUCAAUUUAUCAAUUAUUGAAUUUAUAUUUAUGAUGAACACACACACACACACACUAAAUAAUCUGUUCUUGUGCUAUUUGCACUACCCAUGGAUAAUGAGAUUCCUAUUUUAUAAAUGAGUUAAAAUUUAUGUCUACACUGGCUGUUCUGGUUAACCCUUUUUGAAUUUUUAUAUUUUUUAUGAUUACUUUUCAAUAGAGUAAUGUUUAUUCACUGAGUAUUUGUAUGUUUUAUUCCAUGUUAAAAGUGACUGUUGAUGUAUGUUCAACCUUUAGUUUAUUAACUUGCACAGUUCUUCAGCUCUAUAUAACUGAAAUAUUAAAAUGAAGUGCAUGGGGCAGUAGUUAUAGUACUUUCAUUUGUUUUGUGUUAUUUUAUUUUAUUUUUUUUACUUCACAAGUGCCUUUAUCUGCUUCUUGGUCCAGAAAGUUAAUGAGCAGAUUGAUUAUGAAUGGAACCGGAGGUUUUUAUGUAUCAUGAAAUUUGAUAUUAAUAUUUUUAUUUUCAAAAAUUGUAGUCUAAGUUUGUUGAGGUCUGUGCUCUUACUAGGUAAUUUGGAGAGAAUUCAGUUGCUGAAAAGAGCGGCUCUCUGAGCCGUAAUUGAUGAAUAUUUUUGCAAAGUUUAGAUGGCUUUACUGCGAAGAAAGUGAGUGAGUUUGCACCUUCAUGGGACUGCUAUGUUUAAAUGUCUCUUUGCUCUUCCAGAAGUCUCAGGAUUUUAACUGGAGUAGCUACAUAUUCAGACUCAUUAUGAUUAGAAAGGAGAUAAUUUAUUUUGGUUAUGUUAGCCUUAUUACUAAUGCUUCUCAUUCUUUUAUUCUCAUUAUGUGCCUAGAUUUGGCUUGCUUGUACUCAUUUAAUGUCAGUGUGUGUACAGUGUCCAUCCAUUGACAUCGUACACACAUGCCAUUUCCACUGUUAUUUAGUUUGUAAAUUUUAUUUAUAUUUUGAUGUCUCCAUAAGUGCUUAGUCACCAAGUAGUCUUACAAGAGCUCUCACCUUGUUGGUGAUUAUCUGAGAUUUAAGAAAAAUAUCUUUAUUGCUGUAGGUAUUGGUCCUACUGUUAGUGAUGAUUAUGAUAGCGGUGACAAUAUUGAUAGUAAAAGAAGAAUUCCUAAAAAUUAAAAGAAUCAGGCAAGAUCACAGGGGCAUCAUUUCAGCCUUUUCUUGGGGUGGCAAGGAUGGGCCAGUAAGCAAAGAAAAAAAAGAAAAGAAAAGAAAGAAAGAAAAAUGAUGCUCCUGUAAGAUCAUGUAGUCCAACAAAGUGUCUUCUUGGUUACUAAGCGCAUGUGGCACCAUCUGUGUGUAAACAAAUUCACAAACUAAAACUACAGAGGACAGGGCAUAUACCCAACACCAAUGGGUUUAAAAAAUGUAUAUGCAGUAGUGAGAUAGAAUAAUCACCAAUCAAAGAGGUGAUUUUUAGAAGUACACUAAGAGGUUAGAGUCAUGUGACUUACCGUAGUAUUAAAGCUACUACAGAAGAGUGUCUGAACUUGUUGAAACUUUGACAUUUGGCCAUAUAGAAUUUUAAGAUUAGAAGAGAUAGGCUCUCUCUGCUAAGUUUACAUAGAUAAAAGCAGUCAAGCCAUGAAAUGUGUGAUUCUUUAUGAUAGGAUUUCUUGCAUAAAGCUCCAGUUUUUAAUCCGAUGUCAAAACCCAAGGCUGAUGAGGAGCGUUUUUUUUUUGUGUGUGUUUGCAGUAUUUAUAAAGAUUACUAUUUAUAUUAGGAUGAAAGGCUGAUUAUUAAGAUAGAUUAAUUUUCAAAAGCAUUGUCAGAUUGGAUCCAUUAGUAUGUCAGAGCUCACAGAUUGAUGUUGAGUCUGCUGAAUUGUAGCUUUAUUUAAUCUCAUGGCACUGAAUUGCCUAAGCUUUCAAGUCUUGAGCAGUAUGUAUUUUCUUGCAAGGGUAAUUAUCUAGGCCUUAGGAAUGAAGAAUGCCAUCCAAAUACAUCAUGUUAUAUUGGAAUAGCUAAAAGCUGUAAGUUUUUAGGUGAAAAAUAGACCUAUAGCAGUUCUUAUGCUGAUUUUACUGAAAGGAUAUUCUCCUUAGAUUCACAGUCAUGCAGAUUUUAAAACUUAUAGGGACGCUUGACUAGAUUUCAUAGAAUGUAAUUUUUUUUUUACCAGUGUUUGUCCUAAAAGAUUCAGAACUUCACUUGCCUACUUUAUAAUUCUCAGGGAUCUUCUUGGGAGGAACUUCUCUUGUAAGCUAGGAUGCAACAACUUAGGAGAUUUAUUCAUGAGUGAUGCAUGCAAUAGGUAUAUUUGCUUUUACUAAUCACUGUAUGGUUUACUGGUGUAUGACUAUUCCUUAUUAUUCAAAACAGAGUUAUGACUAGCUGAUUUGUUAAUUCACAAUAUAGCUUCAUUCAAAAGGUAUUAAUUGCUAAAAUUAAGGUUAUUUUAUUUUUAUCAUUUCAUCUUACUUUGCCAUGUAGGAAGAACAAACUUUGCUUUUGUAUAUCAUGUUUUACCAUGAAUUGAACUGAUAGUGAUUACCUCCUAUAACAAUUGUGCAUCAGGGUACGAUGUUGUUCCUAUAUUUUGACUUACUCUAAUGACUGGGAUUUCUUUUAUAUCUAAAGGAAAAGGGAGUCCUUAGACACACUGCAGAAUGCCCUACUCACUAACAAAGAAAAAUAUGUGUUGUGCUGCUUUGCAAUUGCAAAAAUCUCAUUAUAUAGUACCUAUUGUUUGUACUUACAGCUAUUGCUGUCAGUUUUUUUGUUUUUGUGAUUAUAUAUUCCAGUACCAUAUAUGUAUGUAUCUUAUGAUUAUGUAGUGAGCAUAUUUGGAUUAAUUAUGCAGUUUAAGAUUUGCUGUCAAGUUUUACAACAAACACCCAUUUUAUACUUGCUGUCACUACUGUUUGUGUCACAAAUAUCAACAUUUAUGCAGUACACACAGGCUUUCACUCAAAUGCAAACUUACAAACACAGACACAUACAGUUGUGUGCCUAUAGCGAUUGUAUAUUUAAUGUUUUUGACAUACCUGAUAGCAAUGGCUUAGUUAUACAGCUCAGCUAUAGUAUACCUUUUAUUUUGAAAUUAUUAAAUUUUCUCUCUAAUUUUGUAUUUUUUCUUAAAGGAAGAAAUGGUAUGACUCUUGAUGAAUAUGCUGUGAAAUUUACCCUCGAACCAUAUCCUGUGAAGUGAUCAUGUAACUGGAUGAAUGCCAUCCCAAUACUUUCCAAAAAUCAUCUUCCAAGAUUACAUGUGUAACCGAAGAAUUCAUGUAAAAAGAAUUGUAGUCUUUGUAACCAGAAAAUGAUGUUGGGUGUAGCACUUCAUGGCUUCUGCUGUGUUUCUCUUAAGGCUAUACUCUCUAGCUGCAAGUCCCUCCAUAUAACUAAUUGUAGCCGAUGUUAGUAUGAGGUCAGUCUUGCCAUUGUAGAGAUGAAUAUAUGCUAGUUGGUAGGACGUUUGAAUAAACAAAGUUAUGAAUAAUCAGGAUAUAUUUAUGAAUAUACAUGGGAAUGUUAUUAUCAGACCUUUCCACGUGUAUAUUUAUACAUACAUAUAAGACAUACAUGUGCAUGCAUAUAUGCACAUGGACACUCACACACGCAUGCAUACAUGCACACAGGCACACGCACAUGCAUGCGCGCACGCACACUCACACUCGCACUCGCACU
Messenger RNA from Penaeus indicus, 7401 nucleotides. RefSeq names its product small G protein signaling modulator 3 homolog. The record is from RefSeq and is a predicted model, not a curated record. NCBI's taxonomy places the organism in Eukaryota, Metazoa, Arthropoda, Malacostraca, Decapoda, Penaeidae. The transcript has 17 exons. Bases 443 to 2875 code for a protein of 810 amino acids. Gene Ontology annotation, molecular function: protein binding.